AUGAUUAUGGUGAAACAAUUGUUUGGAGAUUUAAAACAGUUGCGUGCAAACGGAACACCAAACGAGGUAAUAUUGUCCGGAAAGAAACUACCGCGGCCAAAGAUUGCAGUAGCGGUAAUCUGUAGGGAGUUGAGGGUAUCGUCGACUUCUUGGCCAAUUUUCCACAAAUUUUUGUUCACUCAUCGUUGGUUGCAUGUGUUUCGUCAUUUCCGUCAACUGUUUAACCAAUUACGCCAACAUCAACUCGCCGAGGUGAACGAAGAAUGGGAUGAAGCUAAUCGGCAAGUGACCUUGGCCAGUGCUCAUGGCAUUAGCUCAAAUGUGGCAGGCUUAGUUCAUAUGGUAUCACAAGGUCCGCAAUUCAUCGGCCAGGUGGCGCGUGUGACAAAUGAAGCUAGCGAGGCUCAGCAGCCCGUUUUCUUAGCCGGUCUCUUUAGUUUAGCUGUGUUGAGAGCCGCACGGAAGUUGGUUACCAAUGCACGCUUACGACAACCAGAACACGCAUUCGUUUCCUUUUUCUACUGCCAGCAAAGAGCUGUCUGA
Messenger RNA from Opisthorchis viverrini, 543 nucleotides. RefSeq lists its product as hypothetical. The record is from RefSeq and is a predicted model, not a curated record. NCBI's taxonomy places the organism in Eukaryota, Metazoa, Platyhelminthes, Trematoda, Opisthorchiida, Opisthorchiidae. The coding region runs from base 1 to 543 and encodes 180 amino acids. The transcript is spliced from 2 exons.